GCCCGGCCCCGGCCCCGGGCCGCCCGCGCUGCCCCCGCCACACACACACACACCACCACCGCGACUCAUGAAAAACCAGCUCCGCGGCCCCCCAGCGCGGGCGCACAUGUCGGCUUCGGGGGCGGCGGCGGCGGCGGCGGCGGUGGCUGGGAGCACCCGGGCGGCGUCGGAGCCCGCUGCGGGGUCUGGGGCCGGCGCGGGUACCGGGGCGGGCGCGGCGACGGCCGCGGGAGCCAUGCCCUGCAAGAGCGCCGAGUGGCUGCAGGAGGAGCUGGAGGCGCGCGGCGGCGCGUCCCUGCUACUGCUCGAUUGCCGGCCGCACGAGCUCUUCGAGUCGUCGCACAUCGAGACGGCCAUCAACCUGGCCAUCCCGGGCCUCAUGCUGCGCCGCCUGCGCAAGGGCAACCUGCCCAUCCGCUCCAUCAUCCCCAACCACGCCGACAAGGAGCGCUUCGCCUCGCGCUGCAAGGCGGCCACCGUGCUGCUCUACGACGAAGCCACGGCCGAGUGGCAGCCAGAGCCCGGCGCCCCAGCCUCAGUGCUCGGCCUGCUCCUGCAAAAGCUACGCGACGACGGCUGCCAGGCCUACUACCUCCAAGGUGGUUUCAACAAGUUCCAGACGGAGUACUCGGAGCACUGCGAGACACACGUGGACAGCUCGUCCUCACCCAGCAGCUCGCCACCCACCUCGGUGCUGGGCCUGGGCGGCCUGCGCAUCAGCUCUGAUUGCUCGGAUGGCGAGUCGGACCGGGAGCUGCCCAGCAGCGCUACCGAGUCAGACGGCAGCCCUGUGCCAUCCAGCCAGCCGGCCUUCCCCGUGCAGAUCCUGCCCUACCUCUACCUCGGCUGCGCUAAGGACUCCACCAACCUGGACGUGCUGGGCAAAUAUGGCAUCAAGUACAUCCUCAACGUCACACCCAACCUGCCUAACGCCUUUGAGCAUGGUGGCGAGUUCACCUACAAGCAGAUCCCCAUCUCUGACCACUGGAGCCAGAACCUCUCCCAGUUCUUCCCCGAGGCCAUCAGCUUCAUCGAUGAAGCCCGCUCCAAGAAGUGUGGCGUCCUGGUGCACUGCCUGGCAGGCAUUAGCCGCUCGGUGACGGUCACCGUGGCCUACCUGAUGCAGAAAAUGAACCUGUCACUCAACGACGCCUAUGACUUCGUCAAGAGGAAAAAAUCAAACAUCUCGCCCAACUUCAACUUCAUGGGGCAGCUGCUGGACUUUGAGCGGACGCUGGGGCUGAGCAGCCCGUGCGACAACCACGCGUCCAAUGAGCAGCUGUACUUCUCCACGCCCACCAACCGCAACCUGUUCCCGCUCAACACGCUGGAGUCCACGUGAGGCAGGGUGCCCGGAGGUGGACACAGUGCCAUGUUCUGCAUCCCUCCCCGCCCAAGGACCCCUUGGUUGGCACCUGUUCCCCAGGUCCAGGCCCAAGCGGGGGUGCUGAGCUCCCCUCGUGCCUCCCCCUCUGGCCCGCAGGCGAGGCCGCUCUCGCAAGACUUACUCAGACACAGGCCUUGGGGCCCAGGACACCUUUGUGCCGGCAGCCUUGGCCAAUGUGGCUCCUUUUUCAAAAGCGCACCUAUGGACCCAAGUGUGCCCUGUUCUUAAGGUGUGGGAAUCCGAACCCUGCCCCAAACACAGAGAGUGUGCACGCUCUUCUGAAAAAAGUUUUUAAACGAAAAGUAUUAUUUUCAGGCUCCACGCAACCGUGGAUUGUAUUAACCAGUGUUUCAGCCCUUUCUUGAUCCCGCGCGCAUGAGACGCAUUCUCAGUUUUGUUCUUCCCAGUUCAAAAAAAAGCAUUAUCAGUGUGUUCCGUUUUGGUUUUCCAAUGGAAAAGACAGAUACCAAUCCCGGCCCUGUGUAGAUCUUGACCAAAUGCAUUUUGCACAUGUGUGAAACCUCUGUUUCAUCAGCAGACCCUUCUUGAAGGGGUAGCUCGCUGCUCUCUGGGUGCCGGAACAUGCCCACCCUCUACCCUAAGUCAUGCUAUCUUCCGCCCCUGACCCAGGUCAGCGCUGCACCUUGCUGGCCUGUGAUGACCACAGUAGUUGAUGGCCUGCUCCUGGGUUCACAGCUGGUACUCCACCCUCCCAUCUGCCCCUCUGGUGGUCCUUGUAGACCUGCCCGAAGCAGAAGGGGCAGAGGAAGGGGUGGGGGGGACCCUGCUGCUGGUUUGGUGGAGGUGGCACCCUGGGGGACUGCCAAGCAGUAGCAUUAACGCUCUGGGCUCAGCUCUUGGGAGCUUGAGCCCAGGACCCUCUUCUGUGCAUGUCCUCCACUCUUGCGCCCUCCUCUCCAGCUCUGUAGGGGGAAUAGAGGUGCUCCGGGCAUGGGGGCUCGGCCUCUCAAGCUCUGCCCCUUGCCCUGGCCAUUGCGCUGGGCCACCUGGCAUCUCCUGCUCACUCAUGCCACCUCCCCCGCACGCAUACCUGGCUGUUAACCUUGCCCAUGCCAUCUGCCACCAGGAAACUUCACACCCAUUUCAACCCCAGGGCAGGGGCAUGCAGGGCGAGAACAGCCACAUGGAAGGGGCAGGAGGCCAUGUCUGCCCCACCCCAGCAUCCCCAGAAACCAAGCCACGGAUUCCGUUAACCACCUCCAGUUUUGUUCCUUCUUCCCCCUCAGUCCCACCAGGCGUCAGGACCGUAUGGGGGCCAGGGGCAGGGCGGGAGCGAGGCCACGGAAACUGCACCCCCACCGCAUCUUACCUCACAGGGGUGCUCUUCAGGGAUGCUCUCGGGCAGCAGGUUCAAAUCUUGCCACAGUCGAGAAAUUGACCAAAAGCUCCCACGCCGUACAUGGUUCUCUCUUUUUAAUUUUUAACAAGACAAACCCAGGACGAUGCAUCAGAUUUGUGUCAGUGAGGGUGUGCCAAGGGUGGCCAGCUUUGCUUUGUGACCGAAUGAAGGAAGAUUUGUGACCCUACAUAUGUAUACACUCACAUGGACAUAUAUAACUCCCGAGCCAGCAACGGGAGUUUGUUUAUAUUGCAAAUAAAUAUUAUUUUUUCUGUAAA
Molecule: messenger RNA, 3025 nt
Organism: Ochotona curzoniae (black-lipped pika)
Lineage: Eukaryota; Metazoa; Chordata; Mammalia; Lagomorpha; Ochotonidae
Gene: DUSP7
Product: dual specificity phosphatase 7
Exons: 3
Coding region: 68-1342 (424 amino acids)
Biological process (GO): protein dephosphorylation; negative regulation of MAPK cascade
Cellular component (GO): cytosol; cytoplasm
Molecular function (GO): MAP kinase tyrosine/serine/threonine phosphatase activity; protein tyrosine/threonine phosphatase activity
Source: RefSeq, a predicted model, not a curated record